Messenger RNA from Drosophila kikkawai, 1882 nucleotides. Its product is annotated as nuclear speckle splicing regulatory protein 1. The record is from RefSeq and is a predicted model, not a curated record. NCBI's taxonomy places the organism in Eukaryota, Metazoa, Arthropoda, Insecta, Diptera, Drosophilidae. Gene Ontology annotation, biological process: regulation of alternative mRNA splicing, via spliceosome.
CAAAAACAAAGACGGGAAAAUGUCAAAACAGUAUGGCCUCAUCAUACCCGGGCAACAGAAGACGGCCCCCGUCAGGACGCCGGCUACUUCGAAACCAGCCAUUUUCGAUGAAAGCAGCGCCUCCGAGAGCGACGACGACCCGAAGGCCCCGCAGCUGAAGCCGAAGGGUCCCAGCGUCUCCAGCGGCCCCAGCCUGAUGGAGCGGCGCGUGGCUCGCCGACAGCAGGAGAAGGCGCUGGCCGAGGACCCCACCAUCUUCCAGUAUGACGAGCUCUACGACGAAAUGGACCGCGGUCGCGAGGAGGCCAAGCAGACCAAGAGCCAGGAGCCGCGCAAGCCCAAGUACAUCGGCCGGCUGAUGGAGCACGCCGAGCGGAGGAAGCUGGAGAAGGAGCUGCGCAUAGAGCGGCAGGUGCAGAAGGACCGCGAGGCCGAGGGCGAGAAGUUCAAGGACAAGGACACCUACGUGACCGCCGCCUACCGCAAGAAGCUCGAGUCCAUCCGCCUGCUGCAGGAGCAGGAGCAGCGCGACGACUAUCUCGAGGCCAUUGGCGAUGUUACCAAGCAGAAGGAUCUGGACGGCUUCUAUCGACACCUCUAUGAGCAAAAGCUGGGCACCGCCACCGCCGAUGGGGAUGUGAUGAAGCCCAAAACUGCUCCCUCCACUGAGGAGGUUUCGUACAAGCCCAUCAAGGCGGAGGCCCCAAAGCAUAGGAGCUACCGGCAACGCCGCUCCUCCGAGGAGGAAGAACCCAAAGCGACGUCGGGAGAGGGUCCCGCAACCGAAGAUCACGCUGAGGCCAAGCCAGCCCAGGCUCAUUUGGCCAACAAUAUAGAUGCCGACUCUGACUUCAGUAUAGAUGACUCCAGCGACGACGAGGAGCAGGAGAAGGCUGAAAAGGCGAAGGAUAAGCCGCGGUCUCAGGGGGAAAAGGAGAAGCCGCAGGCCAACGGAACAAACAGCAAAGACGAGGAACCAGCAGGACCAGCAGUGAAGGAAAGCCGCAAGCAAGGGAAGAAGGCCAAUGGCAAAACCCAUAAGGAUAAGGAUGUGGAUGGGGAUGCGGAUGAGGAUGCAGGUACCGAUACCGAUGCCGGCAGCGAGCAGAAUGAGGUGGACCUGCCCGUGCCGACAGUCACCAAGCCGCCCGUUGACCGCACGCUCGUCUGGCGCAAAAGGACCGUGGGCGAGGUCUUCGAGGCGGCACUGGCUCGAUAUCAGGAACGUAAGCGGGCACGCCAGGGCUAAAACGCAUCCAAUUAAAGUUCGAGUAGAUGGAAGAGCAAACAACUGAUUUCUGUAUUGUCUCCUUAUUAUGCUAAUUUCAAUUUGUCUCCCCGCCGCCGAAGCCGCAGCUCAUAAAUUAUUUAUGUGUGUGCCGACGCUCUCAGCGAAACCCUUUUGGUGCAAAUAUUUUGCAUAAGUUGCAACAGAGGAGUCGAGUCGAGUUCCCGUUCCCCGCUCUGCCCAAGUUUUGUCUCUAAGCAGGGAAAAAAAGAAAACAAGAAAAUGAAAAUGAAAAGUACAAGCCAUGACGGAUGGGAACCGCAGGAAAAGUGGGGGGGCCAAGCGCGCUGAAGGAUGAGGAAGUGCCUGGAGAAGCAGAACGCGAAGAUAUUCCAUUUAUUUUCUAUGACGACGACACGACGACAAGUAGAGAGCCAAAAAAGAAACUAGAGCAUACGGUUAGCUGGAAGGAACGAAGAACAGGAUACCCCAUACACAAUGGGUUUCCAAGUUCUGGCUCUAGAAAUGAUUUCUUUGAAAUUCCGUCAUUUUUAUAAAUUGUUAACCUGAUCAACUUAGCAAGAAAUACUUAUUCCAAGUCUCCCUUACAAUUUAAGUUAUACCCUUAAAGCCAUUAAAGUCCUGAUAUCUAAA